Messenger RNA from Wasmannia auropunctata (little fire ant), 4768 nucleotides. RefSeq names its product peripheral plasma membrane protein CASK (gene CASK). The annotation marks the transcript as partial. Gene Ontology annotation, molecular function: signaling receptor binding. Gene Ontology annotation, cellular component: cell-cell junction; plasma membrane. The transcript is spliced from 11 exons. Gene Ontology annotation, biological process: regulation of neurotransmitter secretion. The record is from RefSeq and is a predicted model, not a curated record. NCBI's taxonomy places the organism in Eukaryota, Metazoa, Arthropoda, Insecta, Hymenoptera, Formicidae.
UCUCCUUACGAUCUGUUCCAGGCACUUCUACAAGCCCACGAUGUUGCCGGCCACGAGGUCUACGGCGAGGAAGCCACCAGGGUAACGCCGCCGCCACUCCUCACGUAUCUGAAUGGCGGCGACGAUCUCGAAGGACAAAACGGUGACUUAGAUGAGAAGAUCACUCGCGUCAGACUGGUGCAGUUCCAGAAGAACACGGAUGAGCCGAUGGGAAUCACACUGAAAAUGAAUGAGGAUGGUCAGUGCUUCGUGGCGCGGAUUAUGCACGGUGGGAUGAUCCAUAGACAAGCCACUCUUCACGUCGGUGAUGAAAUUAGAGAGAUCAACGGUAUACCAGUUCAGAAUCAAUCCGUUAAUUCCUUGCAAAAGAUUCUGCGGGAGGCACGUGGAUCGGUGACUUUCAAGAUCGUGCCGUCGUACAGGAGCGCGCCGCCCCCCUGCGAGUUGUUCAGGAUUAAGCCUCUGCCAGUGUUAAUUUUCGUACGAGCGCAAUUCGACUACGAUCCACUGGAGGACGAACUGAUACCCUGCGCGCAGGCUGGGAUCGCUUUUAAAACCGGUGACAUUCUGCAGAUCAUCAGCAAGGAUGAUCAUCACUGGUGGCAAGCGCGGAAGGACAAUGCGGCUGGUUCCGCGGGUCUUAUCCCUUCGCCCGAACUUCAGGAGUGGCGCAUCGCUUGCAUGUCUAUGGAGAAGAACAAACAAGAACAAGAUGCUGAAGGAGAAGGUGGAUGUUCUUCUCACACCGAAGGCUGCGACGGCUCGACAGUAAAUUGCUCAAUAUUCGGCCGGAAAAAGAAGCAAUACAAGGAUAAAUAUCUUGCAAAGCACAACGCUGUAUUCGACCAGCUGGACCUGGUGACCUACGAAGAGGUCGUGAAGCUUCCUUAUCCUGCCUUCCAACGGAGAACUUUAGUAUUAUUGGGAGCACAUGGCGUCGGUCGACGACACAUAAAAAAUACAAUUAUUUCCAAGCAUCCCGAUAAAUACGCCUAUCCUAUUCCGCAUACAACGAGGCCUCCACGAAGUGACGAAGAAAAUGGUCGUAACUACUAUUUCGUAUCGCACGAUGAAAUGAUGGCAGAUAUAUCUGCUAAUGAAUACCUCGAAUACGGUACGCAUGAAGAUGCUAUGUACGGAACUAAGCUUGAAACUAUUCGCAAAAUUCACGAAGAAGGCAGAAUGGCCAUAUUGGAUGUUGAACCGCAGGCACUGAAAGUUUUACGGACUGCUGAAUUUGCACCUUAUGUCGUCUUCAUCGCUGCACCAGCAUUUGGAAAUGUUACGGAUUUCGACGGUAGUCUGGAGCGUCUGGCGAAGGAGUCGGACAUGCUGAAACAGGCGUACGGGCAUUUCUUUGAUUUGACCAUCGUGAACAACGAUCUCGACGAGACGAUCGCCCAGCUGGAGGCCGCGAUCGAGCGCGUUCACACGACACCACAAUGGGUGCCCGUCUCUUGGGUCUACUGACAGCGGUCUUCGCCGGUACGUCACAUUGUCACCACGGACUGCAACGGCUCAUCGAGGAUAAAGCAGUGAUCGCUGGUGCCGUGACGAUCAUCGUACCACGGUCGGUCCUCUCGACGCGAAGAUCCGACGCAGACACCCACCGGCGUCCAACAGCAGGAAUACGCCGCAGGCAGCUACAUCGUGCACGUAGGACGUACUCAACGUACCAGCAAAUCUAGCCGCCGACGAUCGGCUCGACGGUGAAAACGAUCCAAGUGCGUGCGACUAUACGAUGGCCGUGUGUUCAUGAAAUUCUUUCCAUCGCCGCGUAAUUGUUAUUACCAGUCGCGGGACACGAGAGGAGGCCAGCGACGUGCCGUUAGUCAUCCCGGUCCGUCGAUGAGUACCGCCGCCGCGUCCGUCAACGGGGCGUCGGACCAUCCGUUGGAAAAUGGAAAACGCGUCAUCAUCGAAGCACGACGAAGAUCGAAGUGACGGCAAUGACGUCGUCACGUGCGUCUAGAAACGGACGCUUUUUCGCGGACCACCAACUCUUUCCUGCUGCAUCUUCUUCUCCCUCUGCUCCGUCUUCCUCCUUCGAGGAUUAAAGGAUUAUAAAGACAAGGAGUAACACCCUCCGGAUCAGCUGGGACUUCUCUUGAAACGAGACUGCUGAACGAAUGCCUGUCUUUCCUCUUCUAUUCCGCGCAGUCUGUCGCUUCUCUCGAACACAUUCCUGGCACGGUUUCGGCGAAUUCACACACGAAUUUCUCGCGGUUCCACACUUAAGGCAAUCGCGUUUGCGAACGCGAGCUACAUACAUGUGCAGUGAUACGGCAACGCGAUGGCAACCAUCAGAGAACGUCGCGCAGAAUUCGUGGAAAACCAAACGAGAAACAAUAGCCGCGUUCAUACUUUCGCGCGGACAUCAAACCGAGCGGCUGAAUCUUCGUACCCUUUAUCUGCGGAAUCUAUCGACUUUCCGUAAACUGUAAUUGCCUCCUAUCUCGUACUUUAUCGUAUAAUUACUUAACGAAAAGAAGCUAGAGAUCGUGCGGCACGGCAGUGCCAAUGAAUAUAUAGUAUAUAAAUACACACAUAUAUGUAUAUACGUAUGCUUGUAUAUAUAUGUGUAUGUGUGUAUGUGUGUAUGUAUAUAGCGAAAGGCAAAGGUCCUGUCGCAAUAAUCGAAACCCUCAUUUCUCUGAUCGUUCAGCCAAAAGAGAAAAAGAAGAACAAAUAGUAAAACUGGUGUGCUGCCGGCCGUCCGUCAUUUAACUGUAACUUUAAGCAGUAGAGAACUUCGCCGGUUUCGUCUAGUACUUCUGCUAAAUAUCUAACGAGUGUUCAUCUCUCGUCGCGGCUAUCCCCACCGCGACGAACCUACGCGUAUACGCGAGCGCUUCUUCCGGCUUUUUGUAUCUUUCCCGGUCGAUUGUCUUUCCCUGUCGUUUCGUUUUCUCUCCCACUCCUCCCCUCUCUCUUUCUAUCUCUUUCUAUCCCUCGCUCUAAUCACCCGCCGAGCUUCUCUCACCUUUCUACUUUUGACAAUCGAGACCGCCGUCGGGGCGAGACGGCUCGCUCGCUCGCUCGCUCGGCCGUGCACUCGCCCACCUCCUCCUCCCCCUCCCCCUUCCCCAUUGCCAUUCGUCGCUAUCGUUGCUCAUGGAGACAUCCCCGGACGCAAAAUCAAAUGUUCGCCGACAAUGUAUCGCAGCGUCGACCGACGAUCUUGUAUUUCCCGUAACACAAUAAACGCACGAAGCCGUACCGCACAUCCCGGACGAAUGCACGGACGGCGAAUACCGAUCCGGCAGUGAGAAUUAUACGAGUGCUCAUUCGGAAGCGCUUGUAUGCGAUUAUUAAGUUCGUACAAGAUACACACGUACAUUCACACACACACGCACACACGUACACACAUAUGCACGCACGCACGCACGCACGCGCACGCACGCACGCACGCACACAUACAGAUAUACAUACAGAUACACAUAUGGGCACACGUCAAAACUAUAAUGUCACUCGGUUCGUAUUACUUACACCCUCGUACAAAAGCGCAUAAUCGAAUGACGAAUUAACAACAACAAAAAAACGCGAAUUUACUAUAGGAUAUUUAUAAAACGUAAAUUUCAGAUAAAUAGAUAGUUUACCAGCUAUAUGAAAUAAUAAUGAGGACAACACACAUCUCUCCAGUAGAGAAACACACAUGCGCCCCUCCCGCCUCCCACACGUACAUCAACCCACACAACCGCCCACUUAUCUAUACACGCGCGCAACACACACAUACAACCACACAUACGCACAUACGUACGCACGCGAUCGCAUGCGCGCGAGUGCAGGUUUACAGUACGGUACAGAUUUAACAACUAGGUAAUUAAUUUACAAAUGAUUAUAAAAAAAAAAAGAUUAAAUGUAUGACUAAUUAAUAUUAAAGAAUUACUAGGAGACUAAUAGGUGAUUUGCAUAUGCAUAUGCCCGUAGAACGAAGGAAUGAAUGCGUGUAUACAUGCGGGCGUGGUACGAUAGUUUUAACGUUGACAACGUUGCGUUUUAUCGCGGAUCUCUUGGAGCCCCCCCGGCUUCAUCGCGGUCCGUCUCUUUCUCUCGGUUGUCGCAACGAUCUCGAAACAUAUAGGCGAAUUUAUAGGCUCGUGUCUCGCUCCCCCCGAUGCGUUCUUCCUAUUCCGCGCGAUCACGGCAGGACGGCACGAAGACCGGUCGUGGCAGAAAGCGCCCGAUUAUUAUAUAUUUCAGAAACGCAUAUAAACGAAGGGGAGGAUCACGACGUCGUCGUCGCGCAAUGUCACGUUUGCGGGGACCGGUGACUGUAACAUCGGAUAAGAAACGAUUUUCACGAAGCCACAGUUGUGAAUUUGCCGAGUAACGAGAAUACUCGCGCGAGGAAAAAAAAAAGGAUUGCCCGUCGGUGUGAUAGCGUUCGUGUGCGUAAAACAUUGCGAAAACGCGAGAAGCAUGAGUCACAAGUGAUUUUGUAAUAUUUCUUAUAAGUUGUAGCUGCCAUAUCCAGUAAUUAAGUACUAGGUGCGUUGAGUGAUAAUCUGACGACGACUGUUAUGCUAAUGAUAAUGAUGAUAACGAUGAUGAUAAUUAUUGAUGAUGAUGGUGAUGAUGACCGUACGUGCUGCGGCACGUGUGUCUCAAUUAAUUUGGAUGAAUUGUGCUAAGAUAUUGAGAGAGACGACGGGUCUAAAGGAAACAAUAACAAGUUCAUUACAAUUAUGUAAUUAUAAAUAAGAGGAAGAGACGAAGAGUAUUAUAACACGUUGUUAAUUGAAUUAAUAAAAUUAGCCCAAAGUAA